AUGGUGCUGGUGCUUGAUGAGCAGCGUAAACUGUUAAAACUUAAAGAUAUUUGGCGUAUAUUAAAUAAAAUACGUUCUGUUAUAUUUCGUGUUAAUUUAAAUCUUUGGGAAUACUUUCGUCCACUAGAUCCUAAUAAUGAUAAUUUAAUAUCAGAAACAAAAUUUAUUUCGGUUUUUACUGGACGUUUAAAAAAUACUUUAGGUCUAUCAAAUAUUGAAAUAAAUGAAUUGACUGAUUAUUUUCGUACACCUGAUGGUCGUGUUUAUUACUCACAAUUUUGUCAAAUUAUUCACGAUAAUGCACCGGAAUUCAGCUCAAAACCAACGAUUACAGGAUUAGAAUGGGAAGAUCCAUUACAUGUAAAUCGUAUGAGUAAAACAGAGCUACGUAAAUUAAAUUUAAUAAUUACGCAGAUAGCGGUUAAUAUAAAUAAAAGAAAUUUGAUACUAAGACCUUAUUUUCAAGAUUAUGAAUUGGUCGCUAAGAAUACCGGGACGGUUACAGUGGCACACUUUGGACGAAUUUUGAAUCAUUUGGGAAUUGUAUUGGCUUGUGAUGAGUUCAAAUUAGUGGUAAAGAGGUUCGCUAAAGAUGGCUACACUGUUAAUUAUGUUGAGUUUGUCAGAGCUGUUGAGGAGGCACAGAAUUAUAUGGAUCGACAUGGAAUGCUCAGUGUUUCGGGGGAUUUAUUAGACCAGUUUCCUGGAAGGAUAAUAACAGCAGAGCUGCCAAAAUUACCACGGCCAGAAAUAGGUAAAAAAAAUCCCCAUGAAAUAUUUGGAAAGCAAUCAAUUUUCCAUCCCGCUUUCGAAAAAAAGUAUCAAGAAAUGCCACUUGAAGAAAUAAUAAUGCGAAUUCAAAAAUUGGUUUUAGAACGUCGUCUUCGGAUCCGCGAAUUUUUUCAACAUUUUGAUAUUUUGAAUUCUGGUCGAGUAACUAAGUCGCAAUUUCAUCGCGGAUUAGACUCGAUUUUGAAUUCGUCGUCAGGCAGAUUAUAUUUAUCAGAACAUGAAAUAAAAAAUAUAAUAAAACAGUAUGCGGAUCCAAAUGACCCAGAUCGCGUAUUGUGGCGAGUUUUUGAGGAUGAUGUUAAUCAUGUGUUUACAAUAAAUGAAUUAGAAAAAUUACCCAUGCUUCAAGCUGAUUUUCCACCGGAACAAAUCCGUGAAUUACCCGAGCGCGGUUCCAAAAAUUGGAAUCAUGUCGAUUUCGAUUCAAGAGAUUUGUGCGAAGAAACUCUGAUUAACAUUCGAAGAAAAGCUCAGGAGAGGCAAAUUUAUCUGAAACAAUUUUUCAAAAAUUAUGAUAAAUUAAAUCAUGGCUACGUAUCACGAAACCAACUAAGACAAGUUUUAACCACAGCAACAAUUCUUGUGUCACCCGAAGAAAUUUUCGCACUCGAACAAAGAUACAAUGAUGAAUUGGGUUUUAAUUACUUAUCUUUUCUAAAAGACAUCGAUGCGACCCCUAUAACAACUCCAUUGUACAAAACAAUGCUUGAAGAAUUGAAACAACUGAAUUCUGAACCUCCACAAAAAGCUCCAUCUUCAGAUGAUGAAGAUAUUGUUUUAAUCAUUGCUAAAAUAAAGGCUAAAGUUAUUCGAGAACGCGUUACAGUUAUAGAUGUUUUACGUCAAUAUGAUCCAAGAAAUGAACAAGUAAUAACAAAUAAUGAUUUUAAAAGAGGUCUUGAUCAAUUAAAAUGUAAUUUAAAUCAUCAUGAAAUCAACACAUUAAUUAAUUACUUUAAAUCACCUUUAAGGUCAAAAUAUGUCGAUUAUGUAAGAUUUAGUAACAUAAUUGAAGAAGCAAUAACAAUUGGAUUUUUAGAAAAAUCACCAUUACUAUUUCCAUUGCAACAUAUUCCAUCAGAAGCAUGCCCACAAUCAUUUUUAAAUUACGAUCAACGUUUAAUUAUUUCACGAGUUCUUGAUAAAUUAAUUACUGUCUAUUGUCCUAAUUUAGAUGAAAUUUUUAAGGAUUUUGAUAAAUGUAAUACUGGUACCGUGAAUAAAGAGCAAUUAAUGAGAGCACUAUCAGUACGCAAUAUGCUGACUUUAUUGAAUCAAACCGAAAUAGACACUCUGUACAAAUGUUUUACAAUCGAACGUGAAAAUAAUUAUUUAAUGGAUUACAGAAAACUAUUGCGAACAUUAGAUAUUUUGAAGACAAAUAAAAAGUAUUUGCCAUUUUAA
Molecule: messenger RNA, 2196 nt
Organism: Microplitis demolitor
Lineage: Eukaryota; Metazoa; Arthropoda; Insecta; Hymenoptera; Braconidae
Exons: 12
Coding region: 1-2196 (731 amino acids)
Molecular function (GO): calcium ion binding
Source: RefSeq, a predicted model, not a curated record